Molecule: messenger RNA, 2382 nt
Organism: Peniophora sp. CBMAI 1063
Lineage: Eukaryota; Fungi; Basidiomycota; Agaricomycetes; Russulales; Peniophoraceae
Source: the annotation of a GenBank genome assembly
AUGCCUGAGGCAUUCCACCACCGGCCGACGCUCAAACAAACGAACAAAGCGUACAAGUCUCGCCAUGCAUCCAAAUCUUCCUUGAAGGAACUCUCAAAAGGGCGCGCCGCCACUCCCCGUCAAUCACCCAAGAACAUCUCGGCCGCCCGCGCUGCCGCCCAGAGCAAACUUGAUCGCAAGAACCACGCGCGUCAGGCGCAAGCGGCGAAGCGCUCUGCACUGGUCAGCGCCACGAGGGUGUUCGCUGGUGUGGACGGCGCACCCAGGAUCGUGGCGGUUAUACCGCUCGCCCCGGAUGUAGAUGCGAGGGACGUCAGUAGAGGGCUUGCGGGAGCUGUUGGUGCUGAAGAUGAGGGUAGCGAUGGGCUAUGGAAGAUCCGGGCGGACCGCUUCAAGACCUCACUACAAUUCAUACAAGUACCCUACGGCCAGUUCUACGCUGCACUAGACGCCGCCAAGGCAGCCGACUACGUUGUUCUCGCACUCUCACCAGAGACGGAGGUGGACGAAUGGGGCGAUACGUUACUCCGUACACUUCAAGCUCAAGGUCUACCUACACCCUGCGCUGUCAUCCCACCAUCCUUCUCGACCUCGAGCGACCCCAAAGCUCGGGCUGGCGUUUUGAAGUCUCUGCUGAGCUUCACGCAAUACUUUGCCCCGGAUGUGGCGCGAGUAUAUGACUUGAGUGUUGCGGCCGAUGCGCUGGGAGCAUUGCGAGUGCUCGCGGAGGGCAAGCCGAAAGAUGUACGGUGGCGCGAGGGUAGAGUCUGGGUCCUGGGCGAGGACGUGAGGUGGGACGAAGGCGAGGCCGAGUUGAAAGUCACCGGUACCGUCCGCGGAGCUGGGCUCUCGGCCAACCGCCUGGUCCACAUACCCAACUUCGGAGACUUCCAGAUCGCCAAGAUCGAAUCGGCUCCUCUACCCCGUACGGCCCGCAAAGGCACCGAAGCAAUGGACGUCGAGCCUACGACGGUCGCUCAGCCCGAUGAGGACGCCGAUUCGCUUGUAUCGUCCAAUGAUCCCGACGAUAUGGCCAACGAGCAGACUUGGCCGACCGAAGAAGAAAUGGCGGGCGCCAAUCCCUCCGAAAACGGACACUCCGAUGUGAUGCCGGACGCGAACAAUGGCACGACGCCCAAAACUGUACGGAAGAUCCCAAAAGGGAUGAGCGAGUACCAGGCCGCGUGGAUCCUGGACGAUGACGAGGAGGAUGGGGAGGGCAGCGAGGGUGAAGAUGGGGAUAAGUCUGAGGCGAUGGAUGACGAUGAAGAGGAGAUGGUCGAUGCGCCAAUCGAAGACGACGAUCUGGAGAGCAGACGCUCGGUCAUGUUCCAAGAUCUCGAUGAGGACGAAGAAGAGCGUCAACUCGCGAACUGGAAGAACCGCGAUCGGGAGGAACAGGACGACGCCGAGUUCCCGGACGAGAUCGACACGCCGCGCGAUAUUCCCGCGCGCCAGCGUUUCGCGCGGUACCGCGGUCUGCGGUCUAUGCGUACGUCGCCGUGGGACCCUUACGAGUCGCUACCUCGCGACUACGCGAGAAUAUUCCAGUUCGAGGACUAUAAGCGGACGGAGAGGUCUGUCAGGCGGCGCGAGGAGGCAGAUGCUGGCGCGGUGCAGCCCGGGACGAGGGUCACUAUCACGCUGAAGGAUGCGCCUCGAGAGGCAGCGGAAGUGCCGAAGGGAUCGCCAUUCGUACUCUUCGGGUUGCACCAGCACGAGCACAAGAAGACGGUCGUGAACUUCACGGUGUUGAGGAAUACGGAGUACGAUGGUUCCGUGCGGUCAAAGGACGAACUCGUACUAUGCGUCGGCCCGCGUCGGCUCCGCGUCAAGCCCAUCUACAGCCAACACACCCGCGGCGGCGGGAAGGGCCCCAACAACGUGCACAAGUUCGAGCGCUACCUCCGCCACGGUACGACGACCGUCGCCUCAGUCUACGCGCCCAUUCUCUACGGCAACCAGCCCAUCGCCCUAUUACGCGAAAGCGACGACCCCCAAGCCCCAAACCUAGUAGCAAUGGGCACCUUCAAAGACGCCGACCCAACCCGUGUCAUCGCCAAACGCAUCCUCCUCUCCGGCCACCCAUUCAAAGUGCACCGCAAAACCGCAACCGUGCGGUACAUGUUCUUCAACGCCGACGACGUCUUGUACUACAAGCCCGUGCAAUUGCAUACCAAGAUGGGGAGGUCGGGGCAUAUCAAGGAGAGUUUGGGCACGCACGGGUACUUUAAGGCGCAUUUCGAUGGGCCGGUUAGUCAGAUGGAUACAGUGCUUAUGGCGCUGUAUAAGAGGGUUUUCCCGAGGUGGAGCGAGACGUUCAAGGUGAAUGGGGGUGGGAAGGUCGAGGAGGUUAGGGAGGAUGAUAUGAUGCAGGAUUGA